GCCUUACUAAUGUUCGCUAGAUAGCAAGUAGCAAGCCUACCGGUACAGUAGUGUUACAAUAGCAUUAAAUAGCUGUAAAGAUUGUCCUCUUCUUCUGACGCGGAGUAAGAUAUGUCGGACCAAUGCGCAGCGUGGUGGAGCGCUGGGGCCAUAUCUGCAGCACCAGGCCUAGCUCUGAUCCACUGUGACAGUCUCCCUUUAGGUGGGCAGUACCUCUCAGCACUCAGCACUCAUUGGGAUUUAUAGCUCAGAUUCAGGGAUGGAUGGGGGGGUUGGUGGUGAGGAGGGUGAGAGGGGACCACUGCUGCAUGUACCCCUGCAGAGGGAUGCUAAAACUGAGCAUCCUGACAACACACGCACACAUUCAAAAUAACAUACACCGUAUUGCACACACAGACUCAAAAUAACACACACCAUAUUGCAUACACUCUCAAAAUAACACACACUGUAUUGUGUGCACACACUCAAAAUAACACACACUGAAUUGUACUUACACACUCAAAAUAACACACACCAUAUUGUACGUACACACUCAAAAUAACACACACCAUAUUGCACGCACACACAUUUAAAAUAACACACACCAUAUUGCACGCACACACUCAAAAUAACACACACCGUAUUGCACGGACACACUCAAAAUAACACACAACGUAUUGCAUGCACACACUCAAAAUAACACACUACCACUCAGAACAAGACACAUGUACAAUGUCACACACUCAGAAGAGAACAUACACACUCAACCCUCCUGUCUGCACACCCUGUUUCCAUUGCAAAUGGAGUGCUUUGGCGUGGGCCCUUAGAUCCUCAAAAGGUUAUACAGCUGCACCAUUGAGAGCAUCUUGACUGGCUGCAUCUCCUCUUGAUAUGGCAACUGCUUGGCAUCCGACCAGAAGGAACUACAAAGGGUAGUUUGUACAACCCAGUACAUCACUGGGGCCGAGCUCCCUGCCAUCCAGGACCUCUAUACCAAGCCGUCAAAGGAAGGCCCUAAAAAUUGUCAAAGACUCCAGCCACCCAAGUCAUAGAAUGUUCUCUCUUCUACCACACAGCAAGCGAUACGAUGCACCAAGUCUGGAACCAACAGGACCAUGAAUGGCAUCCAUUCUCAAGCCAUAGACUGCUAAAUAGUUAACCAAAUACCUACCCAGAUCAUCUGCAUUCACCCUCUUGUGCACUAAAACUUUGAAUAAUCACAUUGGCUGCUGCCUAUUAUCUAUCCUGGUGCCUCAUCUUUAUCCCUACCUACAGUAUACAGCACUUACAUAUUUACCUCAAUUACCUCGUACGCAUGCACAUUGACUCUGUGCUGGUACAGAGACAAAUAAUCGGUACUCACUGUGUUUUUAUUUCUUGUGUUAUUAGUUCUAUUUUGUAUUUUAUUUUGUAUCUGCAUUGUUGAGAAGGGCCCGUAAUUAAGCAUUUCACUGUUUGUGUCCACUUGUUGUUUACAAAGCAUGUGAAAAAUAACAUUUGAUUUGCCCUGUUUGUUUUUGCUCCCGAACAUAAAAUUACACAAUUGUCAUACAUCUGCACCAGCGCAUUCAGAGCAGAGCUGCGCUUUGUCGAAUAGCAAUCAGCCCCGUGACCCUAAGUGGCUGUGAUAGCUUUGUCUCCUCCAUCCUCUUAUCUCCACACUUCUAAUGGUUAAAUAGUUUUACACCCAGCCCUGCCACAGCACAGCUGAACAGAGCAUUAUGUUAUAUCACUAGGCUAGCUCCCUACAGCAAAUGUGUUCCGGGGGGCUAAACGGUCAGCCAGGUAGUUCUCUCAUUUCAAUCUCCUUGUGUUCUAUGGAAAAGAGAGAGAGUGUGGUGAAUGUAUAAUGCAACUCGUGUUAUCAUUGCUAUCUCUGCACAUUGAGACAUUAUUUAAACAUGGCUAAUUUGCCGGUUUGAAUAGAAUAGCAAUCUGUACAGUUUCCAUCUCUUUAUUAUCUGCUCAGCAUUGCAUGAGCGAAGUUCAGGGAGUGAAGAAGAAGACAUACCAGACGAAAUGGUCAAAGUAAAUCAAGUAAACAACAAAUCAAGCUAUGAAAGAUGAAGAGACAUGUUUUGUUUGUCCCUAAACCUCCCAGCAAUGCUUACAUUGCAGAUUAUGUUUAUAGACAAGCACGCACACACACACACACACACACGCACGCACGCACGCACGCACGCACGCACGCACGCACGCACACACACACACACACACACACACACACACACACACACACACACACACACACACACACAGCAUCUCAUCACAGAUGAUCAUGUCAGCAGACACCUUGUUUCCUGCUUAAAAUGGAUCACUUUGUAAUGGUAGUUGUGAACUUUACCCCAAAGUCAACAUAUAGGCUGACAUACCAUUCAUGCUGUUCUACAUGUGAUAUCAAAUGAUAAUAACAGUUGAUGAUGGUGAUGGAUACAUUACUCUUUUUUUUAUUAAUCAACUUCCAUUAUAACAUGUAGCUGGGCUGUACUAUUUUUUAUGUGGAUAAGAGGUGAAUCAGGUUUGGAAAUAGAAAAUAACCAAACAGGUAAUUCUAGCCACCUGCAGUCUCCUCUCAGCUGUUCCUUAUCCAAAGUAAACUCAGACCUCUCUCUCUCUCUCUCUUUCUCCCUUUCUCUCUCUCUUUCGCUUAGUUUGACGAUAGGUUGGUCUUAGGAGUGAUGUCACCCACUUCACUCCCGCAUGCACACAAAUUCCACUAGCAGUGUGUGUCUCGCAGUGCGCGCUGCCUCUUGUGCGUAACUGGGGACACAAGGCUUUUAACAAAAAAAACUACAGCACUGCGCAUGGGAAAGACCGAGAGAUAACAGAAACAAAAUGUUGCUAAUGCUCCUGGAACGUUAGCCUAACAUGGAGACUUACGUAUCUGGUUUCCGGACUUUAUAGUGGCAACAACAUACUGGAUACGUUGUGGCCACGGAGCGAGCUGAGCUUGUGUCGCCAACAUUUUGCGGACCCUCUAUGGAACUGAAGAUGAGAGCCAAUUUUACCAAUGUGCUCUAUACCUGUUCACUGAUCACACAACCUAACGCACAGCGCGUCUCCACUGAUUACAUUCUCUAGGACUAAUGACUUGAUCAACAUUUGAAUGCUUCCAAGUUAAGUGUUUUGGGGCGGAAAGGCACACACUAAAAAUUAACCAAGAGAAGAUGCGUUCAGGAUGGAUGUAGCCAAGUUUACCACCGUUACCAAUACCUCGCAGGAUACCAACACCUCGAGCGCCCCAAGACCUCUCCCGCAAACGGAGGUGGGCUCCGCGCUCAUAAUCCUUGUGGUCACCGUGAUCAUUCUGGUCACCAUCGUCGGUAACGCGCUGGUCAUCGUGGCCGUGCUCACCAGCCGGGCUCUCCGCGCCCCCCAGAACCUUUUCCUGGUGUCCCUGGCGUGCGCAGACAUCCUCGUGGCGACACUGGUCAUCCCGUUCUCCCUUGCCAAUGAGGUCAUGGGUUACUGGUACUUUGGGAGCACCUGGUGCGCCUUUUAUCUGGCACUGGACGUCCUCUUCUGCACCUCCUCCAUAGUGCACCUGUGCGCCAUCAGUCUGGACCGCUACUGGUCAGUCACCAAGGCCGUGAGCUACAACCUGAAGCGGACCCCCAAGCGAAUCAAGUCCAUGAUAGCCGUGGUGUGGGUCAUCUCCGCCGUCAUCUCCUUCCCACCUCUCAUCAUGACCAAGCACAACGAGCACGAGUGUCUGUUAAACAACGAGACCUGGUACAUCCUAUCUUCCUGCCUCGUGUCCUUCUUCGCCCCGGGCCUCAUCAUGAUCCUGGUGUACUGUAAAAUUUAUAAAGUGGCCAAGCAGCGCUCCUCCACCGUGUUCGUGGCUAAGACCGGCCUGGAGAGGCAGCCCUCUCAGUCCGAGACGUGCUUCGUGAGGAAGGAGCGGAUGGAGAUGGAGAGCCCCAGUAGCCAGAGCUCCGAGGACCACCACAGGCAGGAGGAGCUGGAUUAUAUCGACUUGGAGGAGAGCUGCUGUGCGUCGGACAACAAACCACGGAACCACCGCUUCUCCAAGCGUAGGAAGGUGGAGGUCUCGGACUGCUGCCCGCCACAGAGCUGCCGUCUCUCCUGGGCCUCAGCGCGCGCCUCGCAGCUUUUCCAAGACCCCAAAAACGCUACCAACGCGACCCUGGUGGCCCAGCGACAUCACCUCGCGGCACAUCGGCAUCACCUCGUGGCGGCUGCGUCCAAGACUAAAGUGGCCCAGAUGCGCGAGAAGCGCUUCACGUUCGUGCUGGCGGUGGUGAUGGGGGUGUUCGUGCUCUGCUGGUUCCCUUUCUUUUUCACAUACAGCCUGCACGCGAUCUGCAGGGAGAGCUGCUACAUACCCGGCGCGCUCUUCAACGCCUUCUUCUGGAUUGGCUACUGUAACAGCUCAGUGAACCCUAUGAUAUAUACCAUUUUCAACAGGGAUUUCCGUAAAGCGUUUAAGAAAAUCGUAUGCCGGACUUCAAAACGCACUAAUACCACUUGAAAAGAAGGGUCACUUUGAAGCUGACUGACUGUGCGUCACUGCUCAUCGAAACAGACGUCAGUUCUUCACCUAAGCACGCAUCCCUGCACCUCUGAAUGACUAUAUUCGUUCCAAAAGGAACGUUUUUAUUUAAUAAUAAUAAUAAUAUGAUAUCAAAAUAUCUCGUGUUGUGCGCUAAUGUGUGAAUAUUAGAAACAAUGUACAGAGGAAAUAGGAUAUAUCAAACAAAAGCUAAAUAGAGUAUUGUCAUUGAUGAUUUAAUAUGGCUCUACUGAAUCAUAUUGACCCCUGCUUUCAAAGUUAGGAAUUCGUUUGAUAUUCAGUAUUCAUAUAUUUAGGCCACAGCAUAAUUCCAGGGCCUUUUUACGACCCGUUCUUUUCUGUACUUUCAUUAAUCUUUUAUGUCCCAUAAAGAUAUGAAAAAAAUCUAGUUCAGAGUAAAAGUGAAGUCAUAACCCAGAUUUCGAAGCUGAUGGAGCUGUGUGUGUGGCACUGAGAGGUUUAGGUUUUUCAAAAGAAAUAUUCAUCAAACUGUCAUCAAUAAGACAUGAGAGAGACUGAGUUGACAUACAUUUUUUUAAACUUUGAAUUUUUCAAAGAAUCUCAAAACGCAUAAAAAGUCAAAUAAAACAAAACAAAAAGUUGAAAUGAUAGAAAUUGAAAGUGUCCGUCGGUUUCGGAUGAAGUUGAGGCAGUUUGGGUUGGAAAGGCAGUGUAGGCUGAGUGUACAGUAGGUUCACACUGUACACGGUUGUAGCAUCUACUUAGGCAUUUCUUUCAUGAGUAGCCAAACUAGUUAGGAAUGGCUGCAAUCGCUUGGUCGAGUUUAAUAGAGAUGUGUCAAAAUGUAAUUAACUUUGAGUCGUGUUUAAUCCAUUAUCUAAAACGGUAUCCGAUUAUGACUGAUGUCAGGUGAGUUGAUGACGCAUAUCUCUUUGAGUGGGCUUCGGGUCUCCCUCAUCGCUGAACCCCCAAAUGCAUGCGCUGUUGUCCGUGGUGCUGAAACGCCGCGCACUACGGCGAUGGCACUAUGCUGUGACGCGAAUGCGUGACAUGGCAUAUUCAAUGGUUUGCAAAACCAUAUAUGAACUGUUAUCAAUCAGAAAAAUAUAGUGAUAUGGGAAUAUAUCUCAUGAUAUCGUGCCUCAUUUAAACACUGUAUGUAAGCAGAUAGAUCGAUCAUGCUUGGCACUUUUGCUAAAAUGAAUAUUUCCUCAUAAGUGAUGAGAAUGAAGAAAUUGCCUAUGGUAUGAGCCACCUUAAUAGCAUAAACACAAUCUAAUAUGAUUUAUGCUGCAAUUAUUUUAAUCUUCAGCCAAAGAAGAAGCUAUUGGCCAGAAGAUUAAAAACAGACCUUGAAAUCAUUACUCAGACAUUAUUGAGUGGGCUCCAUGUUUUAACCUUUGGAAAUAGAAAACUCGUGUCACUACAAAUGUGUCACUACAUGCUCCAUAAUUGUGUGUGUGUGUGUGUGUGUGUGUGUGUGUGUGUCACAGGCGGCUGGUGGCACCAUCAUUGGGGAGGACAGGCUAGAACGGCAUGUACUUAGCGGUAUAAAACACAUCAAACACAUAGUUUGAUACCAAUCCAUCCACUCCAUUCCAGCCAUUAAUAUUAGCUAUCCUCCCUUUUACCAGCCUCACCAUGUGUGAGUGUGAGAGACAGAGAGACAAAGAGAGAGAGAGAGACAAAGAGAGAGAGAGAGAGAGAGAGGGAGAGGAACAGAUUGAAAACAACUACUACCUCUGUCUGUACGUUGUCUACUGCUACCUAGGUGAACGUCUUCAGCUUUGUGGUCUGCCAGGCCUCCGUUGAGAUGGAGCCAGUAUUGGUUCAACAAUGGAGUCACGUCGUUACCCAAGCUUUGCUCUCUAACCCUCUUUGUUCUGUUUGAUAUUGCAGUAUUAUGCUUGGUCUAAUUUAAACAGUAGGCUGAAUGCUUUGAAUUCCAACUCUUUAUUUACUGUAUCUACAUUUUUAAAACCAACAAAGCCUCAAUACUUUUCUACCAUGACAAAUAAAUCCACAAUUGGCCAUAUUGCAGACAGGAUCAACAUGAGAGUGAUUCAGUGAUGUCAAAGAAGACAUGUGCGUUAGAUCUCUAGAUGUGUUGGAUGUGGAGACUGACAGCGAAUGUUGUCAUGGGUACAUCGUAUACUGUAGAGCUGCUGGGUGAAGGGUUAAGCAGAAGGCGAUGUGGAGACUGACAAAUGACAUUAUGAGGAAAUAUGGGCUAGCGACUCUAAGGCUGUGGUUUUAAUACCCAGAGAAGCCACAUACUUAUCAUGUAGGAUAGAUGUAAAUGUUGAUUUGGACCUUUGUUCUAUAGAUAGCCAAUUAGAACCUGUUACACUUGAACUGGGUCAUGUCUCAUGUUGGGUCGUUCAAGACAAAAAUGGGAUGUAAAAUUCAAAUACAGUAUUAUAGAGAAUACGGUGAUAUAGGGAUACUAGUGCAUGAGAAAAACAGAAUGUGGUCAGGGAGAGGGAAGCCAUCUUGGUUCUAUUGUCUGAGCCCUGGCAGGGGGUGAGAAAUAAAUACACUAUUUAUAUCCACUGAAGAAUGUCUUCAAAGUCCCAAAUGCCAUCAGACGUAUUGGCAUGGUGCCAAACACACUAAACUGGACGAAGAGUAUUUAACAGUCAAGUGGCUGAGAAAAAUAAGAAAUCAAACAAGGCAUCAUUCGGUUCUCCUGGGUUUUACUGAUGUAUAAAUGCUUUGACAAGUUGUUUGGGUUUAUUCAGGAGGUGGUUGUAAGGGGCGGGAGUGAUCAGGCACUACUUUUUGUGUCUAUUUUAUCUCUAAGGGAGAUGGUUUGAAGAGGGCUGCAUAUUAUUUAUAAACAGAAAUAGAGAUUGCAUGAGAUAUGUAGGACUGAUUUGACGAUGGAGACCAUAUAUUUAGCUCAAACACAUCUGCUGUUGGUGGAAUUCAUUCAAAUGUUUCACAUAAAUAGCUUUUUCCCCCCAGGUAUAACUCUUCACCUUUGACCUAAGAUUGAAUCAUCAUCAGCUUAAUUCCAAAACAUUUAUUUUCAAACCAGCAAGAUCACAGUUCUGUAAAUGUGUUAUUGGUGUGUAAUGUAAUUUAUCAAUGGAUAUAUACUCGAUGUAGCAUAUAUAGUGACUUCAGAAAGUAUUCACACUCCUUAACCUUUCCCACAGUUUGUUGUGUUGGCCUGUACACAAUACCCCAUAAAUGUCAAAGUGCAAUUAUGUUUUUAGAAAUGUUUACAAAUGUAUAAAAAAUGUGAAGCUGAAAUGUCUUGAGUUAAUAAUUAUUCAAUAGGUAUUCUACCCCUUUAUACGGCAAGCCUAAAUAAGUUACGGAGGAAAGAAUUUGCUUCAUAAGUUGCAUGGACUCACUCUGUAUACGAUAAUAGUGUUUAACAUGAUUCUGAAUGACUACCUCAUCUCUGUACCCCACACAUACAAUUAUCUGUAAGGUCCCUCAGUUGAGCAGUGAAUUUCAAUCACAUAUUCAACCAUAAAGACCAAGGAGGUUUUCCAAUGCCUCACAAAGAAGGGUACCUAUUGGUAGAUGGGUAUAAAAAAAAAUAAAGCAGAUGUUGAAUA
Messenger RNA from Oncorhynchus nerka (sockeye salmon), 8049 nucleotides. Its product is annotated as alpha-2Db adrenergic receptor-like. The record is from RefSeq and is a predicted model, not a curated record. Gene Ontology annotation, biological process: adenylate cyclase-activating adrenergic receptor signaling pathway. NCBI's taxonomy places the organism in Eukaryota, Metazoa, Chordata, Actinopteri, Salmoniformes, Salmonidae. The transcript is spliced from 2 exons. Gene Ontology annotation, molecular function: alpha2-adrenergic receptor activity; epinephrine binding. Bases 3158 to 4474 code for a protein of 438 amino acids. Gene Ontology annotation, cellular component: plasma membrane.